GCAGCCGUGCGGACGCCAUUUUUCUGCUGUCUACUUCGGAGCACGGAAAUAUCGCCAUGUUUGGGAAAAUGGGGCGUCAGCCUCCUCCACGAAAUCCGUCAAAUGCUGCAGCGGCCACUCGAGCCACUGCUCAGGCAUCUGGCAGCCCCGCUGCAAGGAUAUCGUGCAGUCCCACUGCACCGGGCAGUCCUGGAACUACGAUGCCCGGCAGAACGUCUCCAGCUGCUGUCGGAAGCCCCGAGAGAAUGACAGCCAGAACACCAACCGCACAGAGGUUACACGGAGCAGGUACGCCCAGCAGAGGAGGAGCAAGGAAUACCGGCAGUCCCGGAACUAGAACUUCCGUUAGGCUGGCUACCGCAACCGACAACCCCAGAGUAAGGACACCCAGCCAACGAGCUACACCGAAUAUUCCCGGCUCCAGAACUCCACCCGCCGCAACGGGCAGUCCCGGAACUAAAACACCAGCAUCUGCAGCUGAAAGUUCCAAAGCCAGAACCCCAGCUUCUUCAACGGGCAGUCCAGGGUCUAGAUGUCCGAGCCGAGCGGCGUUGAGGGUCAGCCCACGAGCGCGGUCACCAGGCAGAGCGGACAUUCCAGUCAAGACCAAAACUAAGACACCCUCCCAACCGCCUGUGUCGGAUAGCCCCGGUCAGCUCGUUAGCAAGGCAGUGAAGCCUCCUGGAACUGCGGGACGACCUGCAAGCUCCAACAGAGAUGCAGCCAUUGCGGCUAUCAUCUUAGCGUCCGGAGCCAGCACAGCAUUCAUAUCUGACGGUAGUUCACCUCCGAGAGCCAGCUCGCCGCCCGUGAGGUUCCAGGAAGCCAAAGCACCGAAUGUGAGAUUGGGACCUCCAAAGGUGUCGGCAACGAGCACCAACGCCACCGAGACCGCGGCCGCAUUUGAAGCCAGCGAAGGAAGGGACACGGCUGGCACCACAUUGGGUGUGACCACGGGUGCGACCACGGGCGCGACCACCGCGGCCACAACGCUCGAACCCGCGACGUUCGCCGACACCAGCGCCAGGAUGCCACCCUAUUCGUCGCCUCGAUGUGCGGCUGAAGGGCAGUGGCAGAAGCCCCUGCAACGUACUGGUGCCUAGUUAGGGAGAACACAUCAUUUGGUGCCCUGGAGCUGAGCGCUGGCGUCAGGCGGCGAGCGCCUGCGGAUGCAGCCUUAUGCGGGCGAAGAGCUUCCUUCUUUUGCUGGCCUGCAUUGUGGUGACCAGCACCCUCAUUUGCCUCUAUGGGGAUCCAAAACCCGCCCUGGACGGGCUCGUCUCAGAGACCCACCGGCAGCUCAGCAACCUCAAAAACCUCAAGGUUGUUCCUGAGCAGCGUGAUCCUCAGGAGCUCGAGCGGUACCUGUUGCACCUGGGGCUGUCUCCAGCCACGCCUUCAGAGGGGGGCCCCUCCUCAGCUGCCCUCAUGGCGAACGAGAGUGUUCCACUACCACCUGUUGUAGGCACCGCCAUGGGUGUCGACCAGCUGGGACGGCUGCCAGGCUUCCUCGAGGCCUGCCAGGCACACUUCCCUGACCACUCUGUAGUUGUCUAUGCUCUGGACUUUGGCACUGCUGAGCUGCUCACAGCACAAAACAUGUGUAACUCUAGUAACUGCACCUUGCGCACACUCAACUUUGACUUCUACCCACCUCAUGUCAGCAACCUCAAAAUUUAUGCCUACCGGCCAAUCAUAAUUCAGGAGCUGGUUCGCGAGUCUGGUGGCGUGCUGUGGGUGGAGCCGGACUACCAGCUGACGAGCGCACCCGACCCACGCCGGGUGGUGGGCCGGGCACUGCGCGAGGGGCUGGCUGCGCCCUGGGCCUCCCAGCCACAACCCACCUCGGCCCUCACCCACCUGGGCAUGUUUGAGUUCCUUAGAGCGCCCCGUGAGCACUUCUUCUUCCAGCGCAUGGUUGAUCCCUCCGUGCUUCUUCUGUUCGACUCACCGCAGGUGCGGGGUCGGCUGAUGCUGCCGUGGGUGCGGUGCGCCCUGGUGGCAGACUGCAUCACUCCCGUGGGGGCCCAGAGUACGGGCUGUCGCUUUGACAAGAAACCUCUCUACCGGUAUUCCGGAUGCCAUAGGUAUGAUGUAUCGGCUUUAAACAUUAUCCUGGGCCUGCUCUACGAGAACAAUCGGCAGCCGUACGUCUUUCAAGACGAGGACCAUUUCUUCCGGAGGAUCGUGGACGGCAGUGACAUGCCACUGUCGGGUCAGCCCGAGGCCAACAGCACGGCCAACCGCUCGACCACCUGAUGAUGGCGGCACACUCGUCCUCCAGGCACUGGAAAAUUUUGCGCACACCUUGCUGCUGCUGCUGCCUCUGCUGCCACGACAAAUUCUGGCACAGAUGGCAGUCCUCCUCAGCUUGUGCGUGCAACUGCUGUUGCCCGCUUUUUAGCCAGCACCGAGUUUGUCUUCUCCAGUUGUUUCUUCCAUAUUGCUGAGGCGCUGGAAAACGCAUGCAGGAUAGAGCAUUCGAAUCAAAUUCUAAGGAUGCACAUGGCAAUCGAUGUGGGUUGAGGCUAGCGUUGAGAAAAGAUAGUAUACAGAGUAAAGUGGUUGCGCCAUUCUGUGCCCCCCCCCCCCCACAUUGGUUGUCAUGGGUCAAGAGGUGACCUAACAGUGCUUCACCAGUGAAAUUUUAUUGUUUACUCUUAUGGCUUCCAUUGUCAGACUGAGUAGGAGCUUGCUCGAUCGCAUUGAGGCAAACUUGCAACAGUUGUCCUGCAUCCACUUCUCCGUUUGCUGGCUGUCACACGUUGUUUUGACAGGUGAUGUAUGGCUGUGUGCCUAAGAUGCACACUCAUUGAAUGGUAAGUGUGCUCACCAUCAGCCCCGAGGUAAUGCACACGGGCCAGGUGCCUGCACUGGCCAAAUUAGGAAUUGGGACGUUUUGAAAAUGUCACGUCAGUCUCCCCAACUCCCCAAUUGAUAUAAGCCUUCGCUUACAUCAAUUCCGUGCACUUUGGGAGAAGUACGUGCUUUAGCUGUUUUAGAAAACGUUAUUCAAAUUGGGGUCAAAAUCUAUAAUCCAGGUGCUGCUUUUGCAUGGAUUUCUUUUUGUUCAGCAAGGAAAUUUCGCGAGCUGCUGUGUUCUUGCAGCUGGAUGCUCCACGAGCAGAUCUGGUGAUGGACACAUUUGCCGCUGCCCAAAUCUUUUAUUUUUGUUGCAUGUAGUGCGAGUCUUCUUGCUUUAUUUCGCAGCUCAAGAACAAUAUGCCUAGCACGGACAAUAUGCUGUUUAGCGUUGUAAGCCCCUCUCGAGACAGAUGGAGCGUGCUGUGGUUUGUUUUCGUUUCUGUUGAAGUUUGAACAUGCCGUUGUUAUUGUUCUAAAAGAAAAGUCUUCUUGGCUUUCUAUCUGUGUGCCAACGCUAAAGUCGCAUGUGGUGACUGCCACCAUUACUUUCAGCACCACCAGAUUGCACAAGAGCUGAAUGCAUGCUUGCAUUACCAGUGCUAAUUGGUGCACUAUGGUAAUGCUUUAACCGGGAAAUGAAGGCCAUCAGAAGCUCUGAGAACCGGGCAUGACUGAGCAGUUACAAAGAACAAAACGCUACUGAGCACUUCCAUUUAAACUACCAUUUCAUAUGUUUGCAGCUAACUAGGUUCUUACCAAUUACAUCCAGAUUGGUUGUACCUGGACGAGUCUUUCAUAAAAGCGGCUUCGUUCAUUGUUUCGGUGAACCUGACAUCAUCAGCGUUAAGGCAGCCAACAACGAUAUUUAGCCUGAUUUGUAGCAAGUGUGAAGGAUAAUCAGCGGUAUGGUGUUUUGGAAUGUACAGCUUAAAUUGGUUGUCAUGAAGCACCGUUCUGCUGUUGCAGAUACCGUGCACAUGUCUUCACUUUGCGAGGAGCAAAUUGCCAACUCUGGCCAGCCUGCAGGGUCAUCCCGUUGACAUGUGUUGUCUCCUUUUUGGUUGGCAACCCAGCAAUUUGACGAUCAACAUGGGAAAAAACAGUUGAAGCAUGGUAAAACGGAGCUUUGUUCGAUAAUCUAGUAGGGGAAAGAAAAACCCUGGCUACUGGCAUUGCAGAAGCAGCGGGACUUUUUAUGUAUACAUUAGUCAGCUGUAUCGUCACUAGUUUACCCGCAUGUAUAGGUUGUUUGCACAUACAUUUCUUGUGUUUUUGAGCCAUACGUUAGUUUUAGCAACCUGCUGGAAUUCAGUGCCAGGCUAGUCAGUGCAACCUUGAUUGCACAAAAUACCCAUCUUGCCUCCCUUUUCAGUGUUCCCUGCUGUCCCUUAUUUUCUUUGACGUCAUGUUCCCUUAGAUGUGUUCGUUUUGUUAUUCCAUGUGGUUGUUUUUUCCCACUGUACAAGACUUAGAUCCGCCUUCUGGAACGAUUGCUCAAUGAGAUACCGUUUUCAGUUUGCACUGCGUGGCUAAAUUGACCGAUAAAGAAAAGAAAAUCGUUGGGCAAUAGUGCUUCCUGCCUGCGUUAUUCUCACAUUUGCUCCAUCUCCAUCGGUUUCCACAUGAUGGAAGCGUGGCAAUGUCGGGGUGUGCACCACGUAAACUUGCACGCAUUCCUUUUGACAGUUGCAUCACUUGAAAGCAAAAAUGUAGCCAGGCGGUGAUCGUUCCAGAAUACAAACCCCUUUACCAGCACUUGCCGCUGUUAAGCAUUGGUGCACACACAUUUCAUGCAUUCUGUUGAACAAACGGAUUACAUUUAGUUUCGUUUACGCAGAUAGAGUAUGUAGACUACAUUGUGUUCAUUCAAGGUCCCCCCAUUCCCCAAGCUUUUUUCAUUGUUAUUUAGGGGCUGUGUGCAUGUUAUAGCAAUACCCUAGCGAUAUAUUUGUGCUGCUUCCAAAGCGAGUUUGGUCAGUGUUUAUUAAGUGUAUUACGAUGUCUUCCUUUCUUUUUUCUGCUUUUUUUUUCCUUUGGUACUGCUGAAGCAUGCAGUAUUCCCACAUUGCAUUCCAAUUCAUUUGUUUGAAUUGGCCCUGGCUUGCAAGUGAAAGUAGCAACUGCUUGCCUUCUGAGGAGCGGACCUUCUGAGCCAAUAUUGAUUAUAUGUCAGGUUCUUCCAUGCAAGAACUCUUGUGCGAGCACUUUGGACACUCAACGAACGUUUACUGUUUGAAUGUCUGCUCUCAUUUGAGGCAUGGGGGUUUUCAGUUUACCUUCAGGACUGUCGCUUCUACUGUGCGCCACAUUACUAAAUAAGCAGAUGUGGCUUCAUCAAAAGAAGUUGGUGAGUCGGCAUACUCAUUAAUUCGCAUUAUUUUCGUAUCCCCAUGUGGUUGUUGUUGCUGUUAAAGGGAAACUAGGGAACUAUCCUGUUAAGCUGUAUUAGUGAGUUAUGCUCCUACAAUGGAGAAACGGACACUCUUAUUGUGAACAGAGGCUUGGUAAGCCAGAAAAGAUGGAACAACGAAAAGAACCAGUGGCGCUGCCACCUUAAAAAUCUUGCACCUAUUGAUUUUGAUGGCAUCUACGCGGGCCUAGUUAAAAUUAUUUUUUUUUAAAGAAGGACCACAUUGCACUUCAAAUGAGCCAAAGCCUCUACUCAGCAAUUUUCAAGAGCAUUUCCAGCACUUAAACAGUGUUGCUCAUUAGUGCACUUUGAAGGGGCACUUCGGAUAUUUUUUUAGUUGUCCAUGAAGUUAUUGCUCUAGACCUUGCUACCUCCUGUCAUGCGUACGAUAGUUUUUGGUAUUCAGAUCCAGAACUGAUUUCAGAUAAGCAGAAGAAAGAGAAAAACACGAAAUUGUCGGUAGGUGCCGUGUUGCCGAGACGGCUGCUAACAAAGGAUGUUAGUGGCGACAUGAAAGCAGAUGUACGCUGAGGCUCUUACAAGCAAAGGCUCUUCCUCUAAAAAAUGCUUUGCUUUAAUACUAUAAACUUCCCUUCGUUUAACCCCGAUGGUGCAUUGAAAAUUGGCUCAGAUUACCUAGUGCUUAGAUGUAGACGCCUACAAAAAAAUGACAGGUGCCUCUAGAGAGUUUUAAAACAGUGUUGCAGGCAAGCCAAGUUACCUGGUUUAAAAAUAAUGAAACAUGACUAAUUUCACAAUAUGACCUAAUUUUAGGUCUUGCUGGUCAGCUGAACAGGUUGAUGUUGAUUUUGUCUGACUGUCAGAGUUUGCAAGCAGUUGCCGCUUGAGGAACACAUGAGUUGCCUGUUCUGGAGGUUUGCCCCUGGCAGACGGGAGGAUGAAUCUUGCCAACCAUUGAAACAUCCAUCCUGAAGGGGGGGGCAUACAUUCCACUUUAGUCAGCAAUGCAAGCUGUGUCUGUGAUCUUGGUUACAUAAUUUUUAUCUUCCACAUUUUUUCCACGAGUCCUGUCUACUGGAUUCUUUUUGUUUGUUUUAAUGGUAGUUCAAAGCAAUAUAUAACGUUUUGCACACACACAGUUAAUUACCAGCCAUAAUAUAGAAAGCUGAGCGUGGAAGUUGCACCCAUAGCCUGUGCGAGCAAUUGCAGCUGUCCUGCGCUUGCUAUAUUCACUUAGUGGAUUAAGCAAGGGCAAAUCUCUUUUUAUGAAACAAUGUUGAAAGUCCUGAAGUAAACAACUUAGUUUUUAUCAGGACUUAACUUUCACAAAUGGUCUGCAAUUUGCAGAAAGAGUGCCGCGAAUAAUUCACGCUUGCCUCACUAUGCACAUUCAGUCCUUGCCUUAAUUGCAAAAUUUAGACACGUGCAAGUGCCUCUGAAGCACAAGAUUAGGAUGAGAACGUUGAUUUCACAAAUAAUAAGUUGUUCAGUAAGUAAAGAAAAGACGCAGUAAACUGUCCAAGCUGUAUUGUAUUCAGUUUCUCAAGUGUAACGGCAAAUAUUUUUUACAGAAAGGCUGUUUUGAUUGCCUGAAAUGAAACAACACUUGAGCUUGUAACACUGCAUUACACCGCAUUUGAAGUCACUCGUGCUUGCAGGGUGUACGGGUAGAGCGCGCAACUGAGGCAAAAAAAAAAAAAGACAAGUUGCACCGCUCUGCUUUUGUUGAUGAGCUCGCUUUGCCAGCACACUACUAAACAAUGGUUUCUAGUGCAUCAAGGGCUAUGCAUGCGAGUUUUCCGUACUGUGAUGCUUGACUGGCAUGCACAUUUGCCACAACAAAGUGUCUUGAAAAGUUGUCCUCACUGCCGUGCAGCGAGAUGCUGGCUCGGCUUGAAUAAGUGGCCGUGUUGCUCUGCAGUUCUUUGACUGCGCCUGCAGUAUGCACAAGACAAUGACGAGCUAGGCUUUUAUACUCACACAAACGUCUUUUUGGAUAGGAUGUGCGGCAGAGUUUUUUCUUUAAUAAAGAUUUUUUUAACUCAACA
Dermacentor albipictus is the source of this 7284-nucleotide messenger RNA. RefSeq lists its product as uncharacterized. Lineage: Eukaryota; Metazoa; Arthropoda; Arachnida; Ixodida; Ixodidae. The record is from RefSeq and is a predicted model, not a curated record.